Molecule: messenger RNA, 1568 nt
Organism: Hyla sarda
Lineage: Eukaryota; Metazoa; Chordata; Amphibia; Anura; Hylidae
Product: integrin beta-5-like
Exons: 5
Coding region: 105-749 (214 amino acids)
Biological process (GO): cell migration; cell adhesion mediated by integrin; integrin-mediated signaling pathway
Cellular component (GO): cell surface; integrin complex; focal adhesion
Molecular function (GO): integrin binding
Source: RefSeq, a predicted model, not a curated record
CACUCUGUCUUGCAGGUCAUGGUGAAUGUGACUGCGGGGAGUGUAAGUGUCACGCCGGCUACAUCGGUGAAAACUGUAACUGCACCACGGAGACGGACAGCUGUAUGUCCAGUGACGGGCGAAUGUGCAGCGGAAAAGGAACGUGUGUGUGCGGCCGCUGCCAGUGCAUCCAGCCCGGAGCGUUUGGGGAGACAUGUGAGAAGUGCCCCACCUGCCCCGACGCCUGUGGAACAAAAAGGGACUGUAUCGAGUGUCGUCUCUACCAGACCGGACGCCUCGCCGACAACCAGACCUGCCAGAAACUCUGCAAGGACGAGAUCAUCACGGUGGAGACACUCGACACGGACAACCCUGAGGCCGUUCUGUGCGUCUACAAGACGGAGAAUGAAUGUGUGAUGAGGUUCACCUACUCCGAGGACCCGAAUGGGAAAUCCGUCCUGACUGCACUGAAGGAACCAGUGUGCGCCAGUGCCCCCGAUGCCUUGACGGUGCUGCUGGCGGUGGUGGGCAGCAUAUUGCUGGUUGGUCUGGUGCUCCUGGCAGUCUGGAAGCUUCUGGUGACCGUCCACGAUCGCCGCGAGUUUGCACGGUUUCAGAGUGAGCGAUCCAGAGCCAAGUAUGAGAUGGCAGCCAACCCGCUUUACCGCCAGCCGAUCUCCACCCACAACGUAGAUGAGAUGUACAGCAUGAUGGGUAAAUCCUACAACGGGACGUCCAAUGGAUUCAGACUCGCGGACGAUAUAGACUGAGGUGCAGGAUGAGCGCUGCACUUACCCUAUCCUAGAGGGCGCUGUGUGGGCGUCAGCAGAGCGGACCAGCGACGGCCGCCAUUCGGCUUAUUUGCACAUUUUAUAGACUUCUACCGGGCGCAGCUGACUUAGAGCGGCCGCCUCCUGGAUCCUACACUGAAGGAGUCCGACCGCCAGCCGGUCCGUGUCCUAACCCGACUGAGGGCGCCGCCGCCCGUGAGAUUAACCCACAAAGUGCCACAUAGAUGAUUUAGGAUUUUAUAUUAGUGACUAGAUCGGGACUAAUCAGGGUCAAGGUACGCGGGAUUCUCCAUCAUGGGCGCCCAUGCUGCUUGGGAUACAGCAAACAAAUAUGGUGGCCACAGUGAGCGGUGAAUCCGGCACCGCGACAUUUACACAUUACAACCGCGCCGCUUCUGUGAUAUGGCGAUGACCUGAGGAUGUCAAAGGGGCAAAUGGUUCAUCCCAGAAGCCCUGAAUGGCAAAUCUGCCUAAUAAUGCGGCAAUAAUGGAGACAGGGCUGAUGUGUAAGUGUGGCCUCCAGACAGAGCAGAUGUGCCGCUCAGGACUCUGGGAAAGAAGACAUUAUCGACUGGGAAUAUUUCUAUUUUAAAGGGAUGUUUUCUUUUGUGUCACCUCUGACUUCACAUUAUACAGUCACGUAUAAUCUCUGUACAGCAGAGUCACUGUAUACAUAUUACUGGCCCCUAGUACUUCAGAGCUGCACUCACUAUUCUGCUGGUGAGGUCACUGUGUACAUACAUUACUUAUCCUGUACUGAUCCUGAGUUAUAUCCUGUAUUAUACUCCAGAGCUGUAC